GGCCCCUCACCCCUCCUUAUGAUGCCCAUGAUCGCCGAAAAAUGAAGAAACGCGCUCUUUCUCUCUCUUUCUUUCUCUUUCUCUCUCUCUCUCUCUCUCUGUCUCUCCCCCUCUCUUCCUUUUUCAGUCUGGCCUCCUCCCGCUCCUGCCUCGUGCCCUCACCCCACCCCGCGGCUCUCUGAUCCUUCCAACAGUCGGAGGUUGAUGGACCUCCUACCCUGACACGUCGAUUAGCGAAUUGGCCGUUUUCGAUUGGCGAGAGGGCGUCGCGGCCGUCAUUUUUGCGGGUCCAGGUCCGUCGGUUCCAGGUCUAGGCCGUUUUCACUGAAAGGUGGUUCACUAAAGGGAGGUUUGUCCACCGCCGAACAGAAGUCAGGACCCCCCGGGAGGAGGAGCUCCGAAGCGGCCGGACAGUCCGUCCGCGAACGAAGCCGUCGCCUUCGGCGAGUGGUUUCGCCCACCGCAUGAAUUCGACUCGCGCGGGUCUAGCGUCGCCUCCCUCUAUUCGGUAAGGGUUCCACGACUUCUGUUGCCUCUCGAUGCGCGUCGGAUCGUUCGCGGGUUUUGCUGCAGGUUUCCUUGAAGACCCAGCGGCGUGGAAGGUCAUCGGUGCUUCUGGCCUGAGCCCCGCCAGUCCACUGGCAGGCAGCCAUCGAACCCUUAGGGAGCUCUCUCUCCCUGCAUCCUUCCCCCCUCCCCGCCGGUCCUCGGCCAGCCCGGUUCACCCCUGCGCCGAGGCCUGCUGUCAUGCUGCCCCUGGACCUGGUGGCAACUCGGGCCGUCCGUGAGCCCACCGAGGCGGAGCUGCAGCUCGUCUCCCAGCUGAACGGGCAGGGAGCGGGGAUCGACCGCGAGGUGUGGUUCCGGCGCCUUUCCGAGGAGGGCGACGGCGCGGGCCCGAGGCCCCUUCAGCAGCGCUCCGCGGGCCUCGGAGCGGGCGGGCGCCUGGCGCUGCGCGGCGCGGGCGGACGGCGCGCCGAGGACUUCCUCGACGGGGGGCUGGACGCCCGGCCGCAGCGCCGGCAGCAGCGGGCUCAGCCGCGCGCCACCCAGCGACAGCCCGUCGACGACUGUCUGUCCGUCCCCGCCGAGUUGCACGCGAGGAUGCUGGCCCUCGCGUCGGAGGUGCGCGGGCAGGCCACGCACGUGUUGGCCUUCUCGCCCAGGAAAGUGUCCAUCGAGCUGGGCAAGGCCAGCAUACCACAACACGACGGCAAGCCGGAGCAGUUCACCGAAUACGACGCGCGAUUCUGUUUUUUUGUACUACGCCCGGGAGGGUAAGCCCAAACAGAGGGCCAGUGCGCUACAUCUCCAUUCAUUCUUCCGCGGCCCAGCAUAUGACGCGGUACGAAAGCUCAAGCGCGCAGAUUUUUUGACAACGUAUGAAAAUUCAACACCGCAGGGACGGAGGCUAGUUGCUGUUGACAAAUGGAGAAGGAUGGUUGCGCCAGUCCGGUCGACAGGGAUAUCCGACACGUCUUUCUAUGGCAGUACCGUCUGGCGCAGCAAAAACGAUUCAAUGGCCAACUAUGCGACACGCCGCUUCAGAGAGUAUGCAGAGCUGGAGCAGGUCAUAUCAGAUACGACCG
Molecule: messenger RNA, 1589 nt
Organism: Prorocentrum cordatum
Lineage: Eukaryota; Dinophyceae; Prorocentrales; Prorocentraceae
Source: the annotation of a GenBank genome assembly